Messenger RNA from Ictidomys tridecemlineatus (thirteen-lined ground squirrel), 2094 nucleotides. The record is from RefSeq and is a predicted model, not a curated record. NCBI's taxonomy places the organism in Eukaryota, Metazoa, Chordata, Mammalia, Rodentia, Sciuridae.
AUGGUGUUCUGUCACAUUAACAGUCAGAAGGCAAUCACUGUUUACCUAGGCCAAAAGGAAGACUGGAAAAUCUGUUCCUGCUCGGAAGCUUGGGCCAUGUUCAGUGAAAGUGGAAGAAAGAAUCACAAAUCACAUCACAAAACACAUAUUCAACAGUCACCUAACCUUCACAAAUUACCACAUUGUUCUGGAUUACCAUCCCACCAGAAUCAACUCAGUAAAAAGUAUUAUGUUCUUCUACACAAGUUAUCUAAGUAUAGGCCUGCACAUUCACAUACUAAGUGUUCAGUCAAAAAUAACACUGUGGUCAACAAUAACAAUUCAGAGACCACCACCCAAAUACCAUCUUUGAAUUCCAUAUCUCCUUCCACCAAAAUUACUACCACUUCAGGUGUGAGUCUUCCCACUCAGAAUGCUGUUACUACAUCUGCAAGAGAAAAUAUCACGACUGGCUCUUCUGUAACUACACCAACAUCACAACCUUCUUCAGCUCUACCAGAGACCACAGCUGCCCCACCUACAUCUUUCCCAGCUACAACAACUCCACAACCUUCUUCAGCUCUGCCAGAGACAACAGCUGCCCAACCUACAUCAUUCCCAACUACAUCAACUCCACAACCUUCUUCAGCUCUGCCAGAGACUACAGCUGCCCCACCUACAUCUUUCCCAGCUACAACAACACCACAACCUUCUUCAGCUCUGCAAGAGACAACAGCUGCCCAACCUACAUCUUUCCCAGCUACAACACCACAACCUUCUUCAGCUUCACCAGAGAUAACAGAUGUCUCACAUGCCACACCUAAUUCUUCCCCAGACACUGUUGCACCUGAAACUUCUGAAACUACAGCUGCACCAGCCCAGACUACUCCGCCAACCACUAGUCAAACUGUUACUGUCACACAACCAACUUCAUCUCCCAAUAAAAAUAUAUAUCUUAAAUUUCUUGCAGGCUUACGAUAUUGGUUUAAUAGUAUUUUUGAUCAUUUAGAAAGGAUUCAGUAGUACAUCAUACAUUGUGUAGUGUUCUGUCAAUUAUAAAACAUGAUUUAUGAGUAUAGAACUUUCAUCUUUAAUUUUACCAUGAAUCCCAAAAUGAACUUAUAAUAUCACUUAAAUUUCUAAGUAUUAUCACUAAUCCUUGAAUCAAACUAUUUUUCCACAUGACCUAUUAAUGUCACAAACCACUUCUAUCUCAUAAACCAAUUUCACAUCUAGGAUUCAAGAUCACAUUUUAGGACCUACUGAGGGAACAGGAAAAUCUUUAGAUAAAAAGGACAAAUUGUGUAGGUCAUCUACCAUUCACUCCCCUAAAUGUUGGAAACUAUCAUCAUUACUUUGUACCACCAACCAUAAAUAGAUAAAACUCUUUCUACCUGAACAAAACAUCUAAAUAUCAAUAUAUUGAUACAUAUAUGAUUUAUCUUUAUAUCUAUCUUUUAUAUUUCCAUUUAUAUUCAUCUAUAUAUACAUAGUUAUGUUAUUAUAUUGCCAAUUAAGGACUAAAUCCUUUACAUAAUCAUUAUAAGUUUUAAAUAAAAUUCCACUCCACAAAAUGUGAGCUAGAAAAAGGGAAAGAUUUGAAAAGAAUGAAAAAUGAAAUCUGGCAGCCAAGCACAAACCAACACUCCAGCACUUCAUUUUUAAGAGCAUGUAAUUGUUUAAGCCUUAUGAUUGACACUGACUAUAUUACAUCUAAUUUAAUUUAUAUCUAAGGUAUUUGAUUCUAGCUUCUGUGAACCACAGAAGAGUUUGUUGUAUAUACACAAGUGACAUAUAAAAAUUCACUAUUAAUUCAAUUAAUACACAUUAAGUCAAUAUAAGAUGUGCUUGACAGUAGAAUUCUUUUUAAUUUAGUCACACAUUUGAAUGUGUUUAAAAGUAAACCUUACUGCCCUAGUGCCAAAUUUACAAAAUUGUCUCUGGAAAUAAACCCUAAUUUUAGUUGGCAGAAGAAUAAAAAUCAUAUGCUUGGAAUAUAGGAAUAAUGUUAACUUGGGACAUAGAGUUAUUUUUAUUUUCUAUCACUACAACUAAGAAAUCUGGUGAUUGUAUUUAGAGUUUUUGCUCAUUAAUAAAUACAUCACAUGGCAAUUA